GAUAGAAGCACGCAGUCCGUCGAUCUGAGCGCGGCGGCCAUGAGGAGGAUUCUCUCGGGCUUCUAACGCAUCUGAGAACAUCAGUUCACCGCCUUACACCGACACUUUGCAAACGACAAGUUUCAAACCUGUUUGCAUAGCCUACGCCGUAUCUGCCGCUUCCUGUGUGGAGAAUGAAGCGGUUUUGCUGACAUGCUUCAUCUACUCACCAGCGGGACACCAUUGCUCUUCUGUCUGUAACCAUGAGAACCAGCUGGGCAUACUAGGUCCUUCACUAGAGAUCUCAGAGGAUUGGACCGGCUGCAUACUCCACACAAGCACCAUGUAGUGGCCCUCUCUUCACCUAGGGGGGCGGGUCAUGGUUUUGUAUUUUUUAUACUUCUAUUUAUAUGAUUGACUUUUUCCAACUUUUGUAUAUUUGUGGAUGAGCUGCUGAAGAGGCCAUGGCCCUCCAUGCCUCCCCCUACCCCAGUGCCUUGCUCUGCGUCCUGGACGGCCUGUCCUGGGGCUUCAUCUUCCCCUGCUAUUGGCUGCUGAACUGCCUGCUGGGCUCGUGCGUGCCCACGUCUGUGGAGAGGCGGCGGCGCUCCCAGGACCCGUGCUCCGUGUCCUCGCUGAGCGUGCUGCUGCUGGUGCCACUCUACCUGCUGCUGCUGGUGGCGUCGCUGCCCGUCGCUCUGCUGGGCUUCCUGGUGUGGGCUCCGCUGCAGACGGCCCGGCAGCCCUACCUGUACACGCAUCAGCCAAUCAGCGACAAGCAGCGGGCGGCGGAGCAGGGGGCGGGGCUGGUGCCGGGGGAGUGGCGUCCGCAGGGGCGGAGCUUCUGCUUCAGCAGCGCCAACGUGUGCCUGCUGCCCGACGCUCUCGCCCGCUUCAACAACCUGGCGCACACGCAGUCCCGCGCAGGAGAAGUGGGCCGACGCAUCCGCAACGGAGCCAGCCGCCCGCAGAUCAAGAUCUACAUCGACUCCCCCACCAACACCUCCAUCAGCGCCGCCUCCUUCAGCAGUCUGGCCCUGCAGGGCAACGCCGGGGGCUUCAGGCGCACCUCCUCCCUGGACCAGCGGCCGGACACGGAUCCUGCUGACAGCACUGUGGGAGAGUGCCCAGUGCACCAGUCGCCAGAAGGCCCCACCCACACCACUGCAAGCCCACCCACUAUGACCUCAUCAGCAGGAUGCCCCGCCCACCCCACUAUGACCUCAUCAGCAGGAUGCCCCGCCCACCCCACUAUGACCUCAUCAGCAGGAUGCCCCGCCCACCCCACUAUGACCUCAUCAGCAGGAUGCCCCGCCCACUCCUCACCUGUUGUAGGCUCCGUCCCUGAGUCCAAUCAGAAUGCUCUGGAACCUUUGCCUUCAUCCAAUCAAGACACCCCAGACUGCCCUCUCCACCCGUCCAAUCACAGUGGGCCAGACUGCCCUCUCCACCUGUCCAAUCACAGCGGGCCAGACUGCGCUGUGCACCCAUCCAAUCACAGUGAGCCAGAAUGCGCUGUGCACCCGUCCAAUCACAGCGGGCCAGACUGCGCUGUGCACCCAUCCAAUCACAGUGAGCCAGAAUGCGCUGUGCACCCGUCCAAUCACAGCGGGCCAGACUGCGCUGUGCACCCGUCCAAUCACAGCGGGCCAGACUGCGCUGUGCACCCGUCCAAUCACAGCGGGCCAGACUGCGCUGCGCACCCGUCCAAUCACAGCGGGCCAGACUGCGCUGCACACCCGUCCAAUCACAGCGGGCCAGACUGCGCUGCACACCCCUCUGCGGUGCAGAUCAGCAUCAGUGCACCAGAGGCCAAUGGGCGGCAGGAGGCCCAGAGGAACCAUCGUCAUGACGACACAGGCAGUCUGGACAGUCGCACGGCCUCCCGGGAGUCCCUGACUCGUUUCCAUGGUGAUGGCGGUGGAAGUGGGGGUGGUGUUGCGUCCAACAACACACUAUCACACCGUACGUCCGUGUUCAAGCGUCACGUGGGCCGCAAGCGUCGCCAUGGUGAUGACGGCUUUGACCAUGAGAUAUCAGCUUUCUUCCCAGCCAACCUGGACUUCCUGUGUCUACAGGAAGUGUUUGAGGAGCGGGCCGCUGGCUCUCUGAGGCGGCAGCUCCAUCGCUACUUCCCCUACCUGCUGAGUGACGUGGGCCGCUACGCAUGGAGAGGCUGCUGCUCGCGCUUUAAGUUCCUCAACAGUGGCUUGCUCCUUGCUAGCCGCUACCCAAUCCUAGACGCCCACUUCGAGUGCUACCCCAACGGGCGAGCGGAGGACGCACUGGCCUCCAAGGGGGCACUGUUUGCCAAGGUGCAGGUGGGGACGUCCAGUGCGGGCCAGAGGGUAGUCGGCUACAUCACCUGCACACACCUGCAUGCCAUCGAGGGAGACGCGGCCGUGCGCUGUGAGCAGCUGGACCUGCUGCUGGAGUGGGGAACGCUGUUCCGUAAGGCCACCUCCUGCCCUGUGGGGGACAAGGGGCUCCAGGACCAGGUGGCUUUUGACGUCAUCCUGGGCGACCUCAAUUUUGACAACUGCUCCUCAGAGGAUAAGCUGGAGCAGCAGCAUGCACUCUUCACCCAAUACAAGGACCCAUGUCGCCUGGGCGCAGGGGAGGACAAGCCAUGGGCUCUGGGUACACUACUGGACACAGAUGGACUUUACGACGAGGAAGUCAGUUCACCAGAGAGUCUCCAGAAGGUGAUGGAGAAUGAGGACGCAAGAAAAGAGUACUUAGUCUAUCCCAAGAGCAAAAACCAGUGCCACAGUCAGAAAGGCCGGAAAAUACCACUCAAAGGCAACGGCAGGAGGAUCGAUUACAUCUUGUACCGUGAAGAUGGCUUACAGCCUGAGUGGAAAGUGGACAUUGAGGAGUUCAGCUUCAUCACACAGCUGGCUGGACUCACUGAUCACAUGUCUGUGGCCAUCAGACUAGCCGUGGCCACCGGCGAAGAAGAGCCGUAGGAACACACACACUCACACCUCCACACACGCACAGACAGACAGACACACACACACACACAACACACACCUCCAUACACGCAGAGACACACACAC
This is a messenger RNA of Sardina pilchardus (European sardine), 3041 nucleotides long. It is a transcript of the gene smpd3, whose product is annotated as sphingomyelin phosphodiesterase 3. Gene Ontology annotation, cellular component: extracellular region; cytoplasm. The transcript is spliced from 8 exons. Bases 444 to 2948 code for a protein of 834 amino acids. Lineage: Eukaryota; Metazoa; Chordata; Actinopteri; Clupeiformes; Clupeidae. Gene Ontology annotation, biological process: sphingomyelin metabolic process. Gene Ontology annotation, molecular function: sphingomyelin phosphodiesterase activity. The record is from RefSeq and is a predicted model, not a curated record.